This is a messenger RNA of Owenia fusiformis, 1535 nucleotides long. Lineage: Eukaryota; Metazoa; Annelida; Polychaeta; Sabellida; Oweniidae. The record is from the annotation of a GenBank genome assembly.
CAUUUGCGGGAGGAGAACAGCUUUAAUUAUAUGCGCUUUAACAACAUACCGGUUGAACACGUGUGCUUAAUUCAUAAUUACCAUAUUAUGGUUACUAGUGGUUGAAUAUAAUCAACCGGGAUAAAGGAACAUGAUGCGGAUCAUCCGCUGUGAUAGAACUCUAGCAGGCAUUUUCUAUCUCGUUAUAGUGUUAGGGUUGACAAACUCGAGCGAACUAGAUGAGCAAAAGUUGAGACGCGCCAAUCUUAAACGUAACAGGAGAAUUCAGGAUGAAUACAUCGUCACACUGUCUCCAGAUGCAACCGAUGCAGAAGUUUCUGAUCACCUUAAUCGAACUAAAGGCAAAUUUCAAGAUGUUGAUGACGUCCAUGUAGGAGAUAGAAAGAAGAACAAUAAAUGCGGUGGAAGGAGAAGAGGACCCCUUAUGUCAGUAGGGACAUACAAGGCAUACGUCAUAACAUGUUUUAAAGAAAAGGACCUAGAACUCAUCAUAUCUGACAACAUUGUGGCAAAAGUUGAGGAGCAACAGAUCAUUCGAGUAGAUAAAUCGUGUACUAAUGUAGAUACACAAUCCAGAGGUCUCUGGAACCUGGACCGCAUAAACCAGAAGUCAUCAGUCUUGGAUAAUAUCUAUAACUCAUCCCAAGGAGUCGGUGUGAAUGUUAAUAUAUAUAUCGUUGACAGUGGAAUACAAAAAGGACACCCAGAGUUCGGUGGGAGAGCAGAAUUUGGUGUGAAUUGUCUGAACAGUUACGACACUCCUACGGAUAAAGAUGGCCAUGGUACACACGUAGCAGGCAUUGCAGCUGGACUUACUGUUGGCGUAGCACGAGGUGCCACUUUGAUUGCUGUAAAGGUUUCAGAGAACAGCGAAGCAACAACAUCAUCUGUGACUGCUGGUAUAACAUGGGCAGCUAACGAUGCAGCAGAACGGAAUAAGCCGGCAAUACUUAAUUUAUCUAUAGGGUGGCCUAAAGAAGACCACGAUCUUAACCAGUUAAUAGCCCAAGUGGUGAAAAAGGGGUUAAUUGUCGUAGUUGCUGCCGGAAACGAAGCCAGUGAUGCAUGUGAUUACACGCCGGCUAAUGUACCAGACGCGAUAACUGUAGCAUCGAGUACGAAAUAUGAUGAGUUAGCAGCAUCUUCAAAUACGGGCAUGUGUGUCGAUAUUAUUGCCCCGGGUGAAAAGGUUCUUUGCCCAGAUCUACAUGGGUACACCAUUCAUUCAGGUACAUCGUUUGCAACACCUCUUGUGAGUGGAGUUAUCGCGGCAAACCUAAAUGGUUCACAUAACUUAGGUAACCCAUCACCAUAUGUUGUGGCUAACUGGCUCGAGGAAGGAAUGCUUGAUGGCGUUGUUGAUGUCAAGGCCACGGGUACUGCAAAUAUACUUCUCUUUGGAGAACCAUGUUAUGACUGAUAGGACGUUAUAAGGCAAUAAUCUUAGAUUGCCACAUCUACAUACAUCUAAGAAGAGUUCGUCACAUGAAUUUGUGUGUAGAUCAGUGAUUCAGGAAAUAUAAAACAUGAUUCUG